Messenger RNA from Physcomitrium patens, 4396 nucleotides. The record is from RefSeq and is a predicted model, not a curated record. NCBI's taxonomy places the organism in Eukaryota, Viridiplantae, Streptophyta, Bryopsida, Funariales, Funariaceae.
AGAAACAGGGGGAGGUGGGGGAGGGAAAGCCUAUGGUGUUGGGUUGUGUGUAUUAGAACUCACGGUGCUCCCAGUUCGCGUUUUCGUUUUGCUGCGUGGUUAGACUUUCCUGAAUAUAUCUACUUUUUUUACUUAGAUAUUAAAUAUACACAUGUAUUGGCGGGAUUUCGGCAGUGCUUGUUUAGUAGUAAGUGACCCGCAAGCCUCAAUGCAAGGUAGGCAAUCCUCCGAUCAUCAAGCGCGUGGCUGAAGUGGCCUUCUCGUAGAAAUUGCUCCUCAAAGCUGUGACUGAAGUUGAAAGAGGCGAGGCGGAGUCAGCGAGAGAUGAUCUCUAAACUGGGGCUAUGGGAGGGGUUCGCAGUGAAGAAUUGGAAUUCCAAAUCCACAACAAUUUUCAUCAGAGUAGCUCUUCCUCAAUCGUGAAAUCACAUAACAAGAACCAUCAACUACCAUCUCUAUAUGAUUUGAUUGCCAGAUAAAGGGCUUCUUGAAGGCUGGAAUGGUUGAGAAAGGGAGAAAGCUAGUCUCACAAGUUCAAAAGACCGUGAAUAUGUAGACGUCGUAGUCCUAGAUGCCGAGCGACGUUCCUUAAGCGUUCCACACAACGCUGUAACCAGCAGUCCACACGCGGUAACACGCAAUUGUGAGUAUUAAUGCGACUUGCUUGUUGGGUGUGCUCGGGGUGCAGUGGAGAUUUGUCUCGUCUCGGAUGUGACAGUGAAUUUUUUUAAUUCAAGAAGAACAGUUAAGAGCAAGAGAUGGCGGGGAUAGAGGAAGAGUACCGCAUAUGGGCUAGCGACAAGGAAAGCGUACUCAGAGUGCUGUCCGUCGAGCUAAGGGAAGCGUCAGACACUGAUCUCACGUUGCUGAUAAAGGGGAGAAAAGUCCAGAUUCUGAUACCAUCCACGUAUCACAAUUUGGGUUUGCCGACCUUGAAUGAUGAUAACUGUAGCGAGGUCUUCUUGCUGUUGCACCACGGGAAGAUCAGCGGAAAGAUGAAGGAAUCUAUGUUGGCUCUGAGCGAAAGGUUGGAACAAAUAAGCAUCCAGCCAAAGGCACUGCACCGAGUAUUGGACUUGCUUCUUGCGACUCUGCAAAAGCUGGAAGUCCAGGGUGGAUCCAAGGACAGCAAUUCCCAACAUGUUGAGCACGAGGACAUUCGUGACAGGGAAAUUUCAGAUGAGGAGGAGAGUGAUGACCAGAGUGAUUACAGCGAUUCCAAAUGUCGCAAGUUGGAGGAAGGUUGUCUCGGUGAUGACGAUGGCGACGUCGAGGCAUAUUGCCACGGCAUCGCUAUGGAUGAGGCUGGGACAGUUUGUCCCAGCGAGUAUGAAAUUCGGGAACGGUUGUCCUUCCAGGAUUUGGUGGAGGAUGCCAGAAGACAAUGUGAAGCGGUACAAGUUCAGAAAUCAAGAGAUCUCAAGAAUCCAUUAAUGUGGUUCUGCGUGGGAACCAAACCAUCGCUCUUGACAGUACAGCUGCAGUUUGAUUUAGUGGGAAUGGUGGAUGAGAGAAUCGCAGCAGGUCUUGGUCUAACGUUAGACGAGCCCGUUUCUUUGAACCUUGAAUUCUCCAAGAAUAUGUGGACGGAGACAACCUUGCGAUCAAUUAAGAUGCUUAAGUAUGAGCGCAUUUAUGCCACUCAGUUCAGCCGAAUCAGCGAGGCCCGCAUAGCCGAACCAGAUGACAUUGACAGAUUCCUAGAGGCAUCGGAUGGAGCUGGCCACCGAAGCUACGGCCUCGAUGUGCUGCUGCCGGAGCUCACAAGCAGAUUCUUUGCUGUCCUGAAUCGUCAGGGAUCAGAGUCAAGUGGGGAUUAUGUGCACAUGGAGGGGCUUCAUGAGAAUGUGAACAACAAGAACCCUUUCAUAGGCCUUGCGUUGGCCAUCUGCCACCAAUUGAGAUUGCUACCUGGCCGGUGUCUCAUCUGUUGGAAGAAGCUGUCGUGCUCUGUCACGCGCAUGCGCACUUGUGAUGAAGAUCUCUGUCUGUACCGCUUUGAGGAACUGGGCUUGGGAGUGUCAGUGCUUGACGAAGUGAAAAGUUCUCCGGAGCUUGUUGAAGUGGAACUCUCCCUUGCUCAUACGGCACUGGAGUCGGCUCGAGAUGUUUUUGAGCCCUUUCCCGCCUUUUUGUUGCAGGAUAAAGAGAUCAGAGGACGAAGCGGCUGGUUCAGCAACGACACUGUAAGGGAAUCUGCGUCAAAGUUGACGAAUCUGACGCAGAAGAUGUGGGAUGACCUGGAGGACAUGGAUGAAUCUGAGCCGCUGAAGAGUAAUAAGAAUUCUGAGCUGCUAAGGGAAAUUCUGGCGAGCAUUCCUCCCAUAGAUAAGAUUCAGAAGUGUGCCGAUGAGAGGUCUUUGAAGAAAGUUUUGACUCGUUCCUGGUAUUGUUAUCUAUACGAUGGAUACAAGAGGGCGCCUCACGGAGGCCCUGUCGUCGCUCAGGUAUCGCCCGAGAUGGCCGAGGCAAACCCAAGCCCGCGUCCAAUGCACAGGUCGCAAUUGGGCGGAUCCCAGGCAGAGAUGGUGGAGGUGUGGAGAAAGGUGGCUAAGAUGGCUUACGACGUGAUGCGCUUCAUCCUCAUGACCAACCGGCUGUCUCUUUAUCGGCUCAGAUCAGAAGAGGAGGUUCUCCAGCCGAAGACGACGCCAAAGAAUUUGCACGGAGUAGGGGUGGGUUUCCAUCCGAUGAUGAAGUCCAAGAUGAAGCUAAAUAUGGAGCCAAAGGAUUUGCACGCCGAGAAUUCGGUGACAAUGUAUCAGUUCGCUGUACUUCACGACUCACCCGAGAGAGAAGCACGUUUCAUCAGGCGGCGGGAGGAGGCGAACGGAUCUUUCUUUGCAUACCACGGCAGCUCUGCGGAGAAUUGGUACUCCAUUCUUCGAAACGGGCUUCGGAGUAUGAGUGACACUGCGUUCAUGUCCACUGGAGCUGCUCACGGCGAGGGCAUCUACCUGGCCACCAAUCUUAGCACCUCUAUCGGCUAUGCGAGGAAUGGAUUAUCUAGGGAACAGAGUGUGCUCAAGGACGGGUUUCGUUGUGUUGCAAUCUGUGAAGUUGUGAACGGCAGUGCACGAUCCAACACCGGGGUCCCGUCUUCGUCGAGACAAUUCGAAGGCAAAAUUCUUGUGAUUCCCCGUGAAAAUGAGCGCGAUGUAGCGAUCAGGUACUUUUUGGUGUUCAAGCCGCGAAGCAUGCGAAGCUUUGCAUCGUUCGAGAUUGAUGGAUGCAUGUUGUCAGGUUCACAAGUUGAUCUCCUUCUCCACUAUCAGCAGCUUCUGCGGUCUUACGUAGAGACUUGUUCCUUACAACAGGAGGCCCGCAUGUGGGCUCGCCGUGGAAUCUUACGUGCCAUUGCUGCCAAGAGCCAAGGCAUUGACAUUAAUGCACCUCCACCGUCACCUUUCCCGUCGAAGAACAGCUUUGAUCUGAUACAAAGACGAUCAGCGGAGAAAUUUGAUGCUGCAGCGACCACCAUGAUGAGGACAAAGAGACCAAAAACCAGCACAGCGCCCAAUUCAAGCACCUCGGCGCCUCGGGCAGUGAUGCAGGAGUACAAGAACCUUUUGAGUGCCAUUGCGAUGUCGCCUCCUAUCGAAUGCUUAAUCCAUAGGGACGACCCUGCGCCGAUGCUCUCUGGAACCACUGUCUCCAUCCCCGACGAGAGCAACCUCUGCCUCUGGCGGAUUUCCCUCAACCCUUAUCUAUUCAAAGAAAGCAAAAAUCUCUACAAUGACUUCAAGGAGCUCAAGAAGCUGCGCAACUCCGUCGAGGAUAUCACUGUCGAGCUCGAAGUGAAGUUUCAUCCCACAUUUCCCUUCGACCCGCCGUUUGUUCGUGUCUUGUCCCCCAGAUUCAAAACGUACUCAGGGCAUGUCACUAUCGGUGGGAGUAUUUGCAUGGAGCUUCUCACGGCUAGCGGAUGGAGCCCCGCCUGCAACUUUGAGAGCUUGCUUGUGCAGGUGGUGAUGGCGUUUUUAGAGGGCGAGGGGAGACUCGAUAUGAAGGUGAGGCAGGAGUACCAGGAGAGCGAGGCGAGGGAGGCGUUUCUGCGCGCUGCUCGCUCACACGGGUGGAAUACUUCGUAGAAGCACGCCUAACGCUCCACUUGCUUGCAUCCAUUGCCAGAAAUCUUUGUACAUUGUAGUCACCGAGAAAAACCAUUCAGAGAAGCUCCGCUGUUGUUUACGAAGUUAGCAUGAGGGGCUGGGACUGAAUGCUGUUCCAUUUUAGUGAGGAAUGGUAUUAUUUAGCAGUAAGGAGAGGUUCGGACAUGAAUUGCAAUCUUGCUUAUUGUUGAACGCAGAAUACUGGCAGCACAGUCUUUUUAAUCUCGCGUAUAAAGACGGCUUAGUAAUAAACAUGAAUUCGAACUUUGAUUUUUUGAAUCAUA